Eremomyces bilateralis CBS 781.70 is the source of this 576-nucleotide messenger RNA. RefSeq lists its product as uncharacterized. The transcript is spliced from 3 exons. Gene Ontology annotation, biological process: mitochondrial electron transport, NADH to ubiquinone. NCBI's taxonomy places the organism in Eukaryota, Fungi, Ascomycota, Dothideomycetes, Eremomycetales, Eremomycetaceae. The record is from RefSeq and is a predicted model, not a curated record. The annotation marks the transcript as partial.
GUAAUCCGACGGGGAGCUCUCGACUCCAACCGUCUCCUGUCGCGAUGCAUAAGCACCAAGGAGCAACCCAACGUCGCCAAUAUCACCGCGAACGACCCCAACGCAUCCGCCCGCGCCCCCGUCCCGAACAUCUCGGCGACGAACGAGCUCCCGUCGUCGUCCAUUGGGAGCCAUGAUGCCGCGAUACAGGAGUCGGUCGCGGAGGGGGAGAAGCUCCGCGUGCAGCAGGCGCCGAACAGGCACACGGUCUGGAGUCGGAGCCAGCAGCCCCGGGAGGCGGCGAUGGUUGGGCCGCGAUUCGAGCAGAUGACGAUGGCUGAUCAGCCCCGGCCAUUGGCGGCAAUCGACCUCAUUCACAAACAGCCUGUCCGCUGGCGAGAGGAGCGGGUCGUAUCUUGCGACGGAGGUGGUGGUCCGCUCGGCCAUCCCCGGAUCUUCAUCAACCUCGACAAGCCACAGAUUUGCUGGUGCACAUACUGUGGAGUGCCAUUCGCACAUGAGCACCACCGGAAGCACUUGGAGUCGCUCCCUUCGACCUCGUAUCCUCUAGAACCGACCGGCGAUCCUGCACAAGUU